UGCACCGGUUAUCGCUUGAACUGUUCGUUUUGGGUAUCCUGUGGUUACAAAGCCCGAUGUGACCUGGGAACGAUAACACUUCAAAAUGGUGGCCAAGAAGAUAUUCUGUUUUCAAAGUGACUUUAUUUGCUAAACAUUUCACUCAAAUGAUCCCAAGUAUAAGUAUUGUAGAUACUUUCUGAAAUCAUUAUGUUAACUCCAGCGUUUGACUUAAGUCAAGACGAGAAUUUCGUCAUCGUUACCAUCAAAACACCAUACGUCAAGAUAUCUGAUGUUGAUUUCUUCAUUGAUGGAAAUGAGUUUAAAUUUUAUGUCAAACCUUACUUCUUAAGGCUUAAUCUUCCUGGUAAGAUCGUUGAGGAUGGCCAAGAGGGUGCAACAUAUGAUGUCGAGAAAGUAAUAUUUUUUUUAAAACUCCCCAAGCUUCACCAAGGUGAGCACUUUGAGGGGCUGGACAUGCUGACUUCCUUGCUUUCUCCAAGGAAAAAAACCAAGAUGAAUCAACCCUUGAUUGAAGUUAUUAAUGAUGAUUCCAAACCAUCAGAAAUAAAUGAUGAUUCCAGUGAUGAAAACAGUGAUUUUGAUUGGGAAAUUGAGCAAGUUCUUUGUGAGGAUGAUGUUUCACUGGAUUUAGAUUGUAAAAGUGAAGAAGGAAAAUAUGGAUUUGCAAACAAAAAGAAGGGGAUUUUUGAUAAGCGCCAGGAAGAACUAUAUGAAAUAUCUGAUGUGCCUGAUCCAGAAUCCAUUAGCUUCCAUGAAAGAAGACUUGCUCGUCUAGCAGCUGAAGACCUCAAUUUUGACCCUGGACAUUAUUUUGCAGACUUCUUUGAUGAAGAAACUAUACAACCAUUUCUAGAGUACAGUCCACCAUGGGAUGAGGAAUACAAAGAAUAUCAGGAAAAACUGAAGAGUAUAUCAGCAGACAAUUUGCUUAGUGCAGAAGAAGAACAACUUAAAAACCUUUCAAAAUCUAAAUUUACUCCAGCAGAUGAGACAAAAGUUCUAUUUACUGAAGAAGAAAAAGAUAACCUGAGACAUUUGCCAAACAAGGAAUAUAUAUUGGAUGAACCAGUACAGCUAAGCUUGUUGCUAGGUCUGGUUGAUAUUAUCUUUGCUUAUGCUUACAAUCAUCGCACAACUGAAGGGGAGAACACGGUUGAAUCUGGAUGGACCAUCAACAAAAUAAGUUCAACACUUUGUUAUUUUGAGACGUUUACCAACAUAAAUGACGUAGUUACAUCCUGUUAUCGUCGUUGUUUAUGCUACCCUCUUCACCGUAACUGGAAUCUUGUUCAGCUUGUACUAGAGGACACUAAAAAGAUAUUUGCUUUAGGCAAAAGAAGAUUACUCAAAUGUUUACUUGAAAUCCAUGGAUUGUUUAAUGAAGACGAUCCUCGCUACAUAUUAAAUGAUCUGUAUAUCACUGAUUAUUGUGUGUGGAUCCAAACCAUCAGCAAAAAGAAACUGAAGUCCCUUGCGCAGAAUUUACAAAAGAUGAAUCUUACUAAAAAGGACCUUGGAUGGCAGUUAGAGGAGCUGGAAAAAGCUGGCUUGUUAGUGAACGAAGAGAAUGAAAAUAAUGACGAAAACAGCGAAGAAGAACAAGAACAAGGACAAGAAGACACCAAAGAGUGUAGUGAAGUUAGCGACGAAGAAACAGAAUCUUCUGAAACCAGCUCAACCACGAGUGACUCAGAGGACUCCCAAGAUGAACACUUAGAAAUACAAAUUGGAAAUUUAAAAUUGUCAUCCACUGAAGAAGAAAUGGAUAAAACAGGGAACCAAGACAAUACUGCUAAAGAUUCUAAAGUAAAUGAAAAAAUUGUUGUGUUAAGUUCGGAAACUUUUGAUCCUUAAUGCACCAGCCCAGGAUAAAAAAAUAUCGUAAAUACUAUAAAUGAUUGAUUACUGAAUACUUAUUGCUUUAUUAUAGUCGCUUAUUAUUUA
This is a messenger RNA of Actinia tenebrosa (Australian red waratah sea anemone), 1947 nucleotides long. RefSeq names its product protein SHQ1 homolog. Lineage: Eukaryota; Metazoa; Cnidaria; Anthozoa; Actiniaria; Actiniidae. Gene Ontology annotation, biological process: box H/ACA snoRNP assembly. Gene Ontology annotation, cellular component: cytoplasm; nucleoplasm. The record is from RefSeq and is a predicted model, not a curated record.